This is a messenger RNA of Penicillium waksmanii, 588 nucleotides long. RefSeq lists its product as uncharacterized. NCBI's taxonomy places the organism in Eukaryota, Fungi, Ascomycota, Eurotiomycetes, Eurotiales, Aspergillaceae. The transcript is spliced from 3 exons. Bases 1 to 588 code for a protein of 195 amino acids. The record is from RefSeq and is a predicted model, not a curated record.
AUGUUCUACCUUCCUUUCACCUUUCACCUCUCAACACUCUGCAUCUUCAUUAGCUGGGAACGAUUCACACACACAUACACACAGAAGCUCUCUCUGUCUCUCUCAUCAACUUCGACCUCGAUCUCAAUGCCCUUCUGCUGCAUCCACGGCCCAUGCGGCCAUAAUUCUGAUCAGUGCCGCUUCGCCAAGCGAGUGCGCCUGGCCCUUGCCGAGGAGAAGCUUUCGGCCCCCGGCCCUGCCAGCAAGCAUCCUGGCCCCUCUUUGGAGGACGAGACACCGGCCCCCAAGAGGGCCAAGGACAUUAACAAGAAGGAGGAAGAGAAGAAGAAUGAGGAAGAGAAGGAGAAGGAGACCUCACAGGUGGCCCCUAAGGGAAAUAAGGCCCUGGCCAAGAAGGCCAAAAGGGCCCAAAAGCAGAAGGAGGCUCGGGCCCGCAAGCGGGCAGAGACGAGAGCUGCCAAGGAGGCAGCGAAGGCCUUGACCUCCGUUAAAAAAAAAAAUAGUAUUUUUACAUGUUAUUAUUUUACUGUGUCCUUUUUCUUUGAAAUGAUGUGGCCCAAGGCCCGGACACAAGACAUUCCACCGUAG